This is a messenger RNA of Myotis daubentonii (Daubenton's bat), 2974 nucleotides long. RefSeq names its product NME/NM23 nucleoside diphosphate kinase 6 (gene NME6). Gene Ontology annotation, molecular function: nucleoside diphosphate kinase activity. Gene Ontology annotation, cellular component: mitochondrion. Gene Ontology annotation, biological process: negative regulation of cell growth; negative regulation of mitotic nuclear division; CTP biosynthetic process. NCBI's taxonomy places the organism in Eukaryota, Metazoa, Chordata, Mammalia, Chiroptera, Vespertilionidae. The record is from RefSeq and is a predicted model, not a curated record.
AGGGGGCUGCCCGCCGCGCGCCUGAAGGACCCCGCUCGGGCCGCACGGGCCGCCUAGCCCGGAGCCUGGUGGCCACUUGACGCGCCCGGAGGACUAGGUGGAUCGGACCGGAACUCCAGCUGGACUGGGGCUCCGAACAGCCCGGAAUCUGGGCGGACUUACUCCCCGGGAGCGAGAUGACCGCCACCCUGCGCAGCCCUCCGGCCCUGCAGCUCACCCUGGCCCUCAUCAAGCCCGAUGCCGUGGCUCACCCGCUGAUUCUGGAGGCUGUCCAUCAGCAGAUUCUGCGCCACCGGCUCCUCAUUGUGCGGAGGAGGGAGCUCGUGUGGAGGAGGGACGACUGCCGCAGGUUCUACCAGGAGCACGAAGGGCGCUUCUUCUACCAGCGGCUGGUGGAGUUCAUGGCCAGCGGGCCCAUCCGAGCCUACAUCCUCGCCCACCCGGACGCCAUCCAGCUCUGGAGGACGCUGAUGGGGCCCACCAGGGUGUUCCGCGCCCGCCACGUGGCCCCCGACUCCAUCCGAGGGAGUUUCGGCCUCACCGACACCCGCAACACCACCCAUGGCUCCGACUCCGUGGCCUCUGCCAGCAGAGAGAUUGCAGCUUUCUUCCCCGACUUCAGCGAGCGGCGCUGGUUUGAGGAGGAGGAGCCGCAGUGGCGCUGGGGCCCCGUGCGCUACAGUCCGGAGAGGGGUGUCCACGGCCCAGCGGGCACAGGCGGCCAGGACCGGCCUGACCCCGGCCUGUGGGUCUGAGGCUGGAUGGGGAGGCCGGGCUCAUGGCGCCCUGGCGGCCAGGCCCCACCCGCCCGAGAGCCUGGCUCCUCGCCGCCGCCUGCGAGCCUCUUGAGCCUCUUUCUCAUCUGCCUCUUCGCUGGGCUGGUCCUGGGGGCUCAGAGGAAGGAGGGCCCCGCUUUGCCCUGAAACUGUUCACGCCUUUUCGAGGAGGAGCUGCCCGAGUGACUGACUACGAGCAGCACCUGGCCCUCCCUCCAGGCCAGUCCCUGUCCGACCGCGCCUCCCGCAGGCCGGCUGCUCAGGGCCUGCUGGUCCUGAUGGAGUCAGUGGGCCUGCCCUGAGGCCCCUCCCCUCCGGUGCCCGGGGGGUCCCCACAGUGCGGCUCACGUCGUGGGUGAGUGGGCUCCGGUCCCGGCCUGCGCCCUGGGGGGAGGGGCGGCCUUUAUGUGACACAGGCCACGGCUGCCUGAUGAAUCAACUCAAAAUGUAGUUCUUAAGAGAAUAAACUCGCCCCGGCCAGUGUGUCUCAGUGGAUAGAGCACCGACCAGCAGACUGAAGGGUCCCAGGUUCAGUUCCGGUCAAGGGCACGUGCCUGGUUGCAGGCUCGAUCCCCAGUGGGGAGCAUGCAGGAGGCAGCCGAUCUAUGAUUUUCUUGGUGUUUCUAUCUCUCCCUCUCCUUUCCUCUCUGAAAUCAAUACAAAUAUAUUUCAUAGAGAGAGAGAGAGGGAUGGUUUGUUCUUAUGUGUCUGUCGGUUGGCGGGGAACCGCUGGUCUCACUGGACUCGCUCGUGGCUGCACUCAGCGGGCUUUCAUCUGCAGCCUCACAGCAUGUGGCCUUAGGGUCCCCGGGGGCCAGCCCCCAUUCACAAGCUUCCCAGUUCCUGCGCCUGUCAUGUCUGCUAACAUCCCAUUGGCCAAAAGCAAGUCACAUGACCAGACAGAGUCCAUUUGGGAAGGGCCUGCAUAAGGGAGGGGUACUGGGAGGGAUAUUGGGGGCCAUACCAUGACAAGCUACAGUAGUGAGAAUCGUGAGGAGCCUUGAAUUUAUAUAGAAUUUGUGAGACCAAAUAUUGCACAAGCCAACAAAGGAGAUGAAGAGAUAGCCCUAACCGGUUUGGUUCAGUAGAUAGAAGGUUGGCCCUCAGACUGAAGGGUCCCAGGUUCAAUUCCAGUCAAGGGCACAGGCCUGGGGUGCAGGCUCAACCCCCCGUAGCGGGCGUGCGGGAGGCAACCGAUCAAUGUGUUUUUUUGACAUCGAUGUUUCUGUCUUUCCCUCUCUCUUUAAAAAUCAAUGGGGAAAACUAAAUAAAAAAUAAAAUAAAAAUAAUAGAGAGAGAAGAGAACAAUCAAUGGGAAAAUAUCCUCGGGUGAGGGUUAAGCAAAAAAAAGACUCAACGUAAGCACAUUAUUGGGGGGAAACCAUUCUGCCUCAACUAGACCCGAGGCUGUAAUGGGUUCUUUUUUAUUGUAGGAAGAGUUUUUUAUUUUUUAAUAUUUUUAUUGAUUUCAGAGAGGAAGGGAGAAGGAGCGAGACAUCAGUGAUGAGAGAGAAUCAUUGAUUGGCUGCCUACUGCACACCCCCUACUGGGCAUCGCGCCGGCAACCUGGGCAUGUGCCCCUGACUAGAGUCGAAUCUGGGCCCCCUCAGUCCGCAGGCUGACGCUCUAGCCCAGUGAUGGUGAACCUUGCGAGCUUGGCGUGUCAGCAUUUUGAAAAACCCUAACUUCACUCUGGUGCCAUGUCACAUAUAGAAAUUUUUUGAUAUUUGCAACCAUAGUAAAACAAAGACUUCUAUUUUUGAUAUUUAUUUUAUAUAUUUAAAUGUCAUUUAACAAAGAAAAAUCAACCAAAAAAAUGAGUUUGCAAAAAAAAAAAAAAAAUGAGUUUGCCUGUCACCUCUGACACACAUGUCAGGUUUGCCAUCACUGCCCUAGCCACUGAGCAAAACAAGCCAGGGCUUGAUUUUUUUUAAAUAAAUUCUUUAUUGUUGAAAGUCGCAUGUCUCCUUCCCCCAUCGCCCUGUCCCAGCCCCUGCGGUCAGUGUCCAUUGGUUCUGCCACGUGCGGGCACCCAGUCCUUCGGCUGCUCUCUACAGUGGAUUGUUAGCUCCGUCCUUUAUCGAUCCCAACAGCGGUUCUCAGCCUUCCUAAUGCCUCGACCCUUUAAUACGGUUCCUCAUGUUGUGGGGACCCCCAAUUUCAUUGUGACAAAUUGAACAUCAAUAAAGCCUAGUGAU